Molecule: messenger RNA, 1359 nt
Organism: Trifolium pratense (red clover)
Lineage: Eukaryota; Viridiplantae; Streptophyta; Magnoliopsida; Fabales; Fabaceae
Product: E3 ubiquitin-protein ligase At4g11680-like
Exons: 4
Coding region: 154-1071 (305 amino acids)
Source: RefSeq, a predicted model, not a curated record
UAUACCUCCACCAAAAGCACCACCACCACCUUCCAUCACCACCAGUUACUUACUAACUCCUAUUUUAUUCUCAACUAAAUACUUCUUCUUCUUCUUCUAAUACACCCAAAACCCCAUCUCUCUCUCUCUCUCUCUCUCUCUCUCUAACAUAGCAUGGAGGAACGACAACAACAACAACAGUGCCAGGUCAUCACUCUCGGAACUAAUAAUCCCCUCCUCCCUGGCCCCUUCGCGCCUCGAUCGGACGAUGAAGACGACGCCGACGCCGGCUGCGCCUAUUCCAGAGCUGUCCUCGUCGUUGACAUGGUUUGGAACCUCUCCUUCGUGGUGGUUGCCGCCGCCGUCAUCCUCUCCACAUUAGGCGAGCAUCCUUCCACUCCUCUCAGACUUUGGCUCUGUGGUUACGCCUUGGAGUGCCUUCUCCACGUCGCUUUUGUUUACUCUGAAUAUCGUUUCACUACUCGUGAUUCCUUCUCUCACACUCCUUACAGCAUUGCAAAGAAGUUAGAGCCUAUGAAUACUUUAGCAUCAUCUGUUUGGUGGGUGUUUGGAUUUUAUUGGAUUGUUGUCGGUGGUCAACCACUUCUCGAAGAUUCUCCUCGUCUCUACUGGUUGACUGUGGUCUUUCUAGCCUUUGACGUAUUUUUUAUUAUCUUUUGCAUUGGGAUGGCAUGUAUAGUUUUCUUCGCUCUCUUAUGCAUCAUCCCAAUAAUAGCAUUAGCUUAUGCUUUAAGAAUCAGGGAAGGUGCUUCAGAAGAUGAUAUCAGGUCACUUCCUAUGUAUAGGUUUAGUCAGUCAAAUGUAAUGGUUAUGAUUGAUGACAACAAGAAGCAACUUGUUAAAGCAAGAACCAAUUCAUACAAUCAAAGUCAUAUCAGUGAACUAUCUCUUCAUCCAGAUGAUUCUGAAUGUUGUAUUUGCCUAUGUCCAUAUGUUGAUGGAACAGAACUGUAUCGGCUUCCCUGUACCCACCAUUUUCAUUCUGCAUGCAUCGGCCGUUGGCUUCGGACUAAAGCAACUUGCCCGCUCUGCAAAUUUAAUAUCCGAAGAGGAGGCGAUACAUUGGUUUGAUAUUCAUCGAUAAAGACUUCCCGGCACUGAGGUGUAGUAUCCGCUUGAAUGGGACAUGAGAGUGGAGAACCAAAACAUUUGCUAAUCUGCUGACUAGUGUUGGUAUAUAAGUAGAAAAAGGAAAUGCCCACCCUUUCAUCUUAGGAUUUUAGUUUUCAUAAAGGUAAUUUAGCUUUUGAAUAUUCUUAAGUUUAUGAUGGGGUAUUUGUAUAUAUUGUAGGCCAGUUGUGAGGGCCUCCCCCAUAAUUUGUACUUAUAAGGUAAUUAUAAAAAGCAAUUUUCUGUACA